UUACCUUUCUGGCAGUAUUCUUGGUAAAAGUAUAUCGUUGGUUAAGGAGAAAGCUAUCGAACUGUUAAGUGUGUUGGCGAUCGAACUGUCCAUCAUCUGUUCCUUCUCAGCUGGUGGUGUCCCAAUAGUCAUGCUAAUUCAGUUCUAAUGAGACUUUUGGGGAUUGGUUCUGGUCAAGAGGUUGCAUUUAUAAAAAAUAAUGGGUGUCAGUUACUUAUUAAUCUCAGCAAUCUGUACGGUGCUAAGCUUGGUAGGGCUUGAAUGGUGGACGGAAUCCAAACUAUACCAAUUCAAGUUAGAUGGCUCCAUUGGCGAUAAUAUUCAUUCAGAGAAUGCUAGCCAUGCACUAGAGCUGCUUUUGGGUUCACAUGUCACAAUUGCGCUGCUAGCAAAUUUUAUACUCAACUUAUUCAUUUUAGUCAUUCUCUGUCUUAAGACUAUAUUUUUUGUGAAGCUGUAUCCAUCAGAGGCUCGAAAAGUGGUGGAACGCCUUAUUAACUAUGUUAUUUACAAGGGGACAUUUCUUCCAUUGGUAAUCCCUCCAACGGUAUUUCAAGCUUGCAUGUGGUUAACGUGGUUGACAGUUCUUUGUUCCUUGAAGAUGUUCCAAGCAUUGGCUAGAGACCGGCUUGAACGGUUGAAUGCAUCUCCUUCUGCAACUCCAUGGACAUAUUUUCGUGUUUUUUCAGUCUUCUUGUUGGUUCUCUCCAUCGAUUUCUUCGGGAUAAAGUUGUGUCUCAUGAUAUACAAAACCUUGGGUUCAACAAUGUUUCUGCUGUUGUUCUUUGAACCACUGGGUAUUGCUUUUGAGACAUUGCAGGCCAUUAUGGUUCAUGGAUUUCAGUUACUUGAUAUAUGGCACCGUCAUUCGGCGGUAAGCAGCCCAGAUUGUCAAGGAUCCCAAUUUUUUGAUAGAUCGGCAGCAGGUUCUUUAUGUGAAUGGAAGGGCAUUCUUAUUCGGAAUUUUGGUUUUUUCCUAGACAUGAUGACCUUGUUAAUGGCCCUUGGUCAUUACUUGCAUAUUUGGUGGCUUCAUGGCAUGGCAUUUCAUCUUGUGGAUGCAGUCCUUUUCCUAAAUAUACGUGCUUUGGCUAGUACCAUAUAUAAGCGGAUCAAAGGAUUUGUCAAGCUGAGGUUAGCUCUAAAUGCCCUUCAUGAGGCUCUUCCUGAUGCGACUUCUGAAGAGAUACGAGCAUAUGAUGAUGAAUGUGCUAUUUGUAAAGAACCGAUGGCAAAGGCUAAAAAGCUAUCUUGCAAUCACCUUUUUCAUCUUGCAUGCCUGCGGUCUUGGUUGGAUCAGGGUCUGAGUGAGAUUUAUUCCUGCCCUACAUGUCGAAGGCCACUCUUUGUGGUCAGACCUGAAGAAAAUACUAAUCCCCAUACUGGAGAUGUAACAGAUAAUGAGCAACUUGCUCAUCAAAUUGGUUCAGGAUCAGAGUGGCAAAACACAUCUGGACAUGCACUUCCUAUUGGGGCAUUCUCAAACUUGCAACAGAACCCCUCAGAAAGCUUCCCCUGGAGGGGGAUGGGGCUUGAUUCAAGUUGGGUUCAUCCUUGGCCAAACCAGGGCCUCGAUGGUGCUGGCCCUUCUACUGCAAUUAGAUCAGUUGGACUGGGUAGAGUUCAGAUGAUGAUGAGACACCUCACAUCUGUAGGCGAAAACUAUGCCCAGACUGCCCUUGAAGACGCUCCUUGGAGCCUUUGGCCUGUGACCCACCCUCAAGCUGUUCCAGGUUCCUCUGUUCCAUCUGUUCCAACUGCUGUAAGAUACGCUGGAAAUGCUGGUGGUUUAACUUUUAGAAGUGUGUCUCCCUCUGCUAAUGACAAUAUAUCAAGUAUACUUGCGAUGGCUGACACAGUACGGGAGGUGCUGCCUCAUAUUCCUGAUGAUUUAAUUUUUCAGGACCUGCAGAGAACAAAUUCUGUAGCUGUUACUGUGAAUAAUCUUCUUCAGAUAUGAUUUUUCGUUACCAGUAUGUUUUUUUGUGGUACCAAUUUCCUUGGUCGGAGAACUCAAGGAGGUCAGGAGCAGUGUAUAUUCUAAAUACCAGAAGGUCAGGGCUCAUGCAUUUAUCGCAGAAACCCUCUCCCUCUCUCUCUCUCUCUCUCUCUCUCUCUCUGUCUGAGUUGUUUUUUCCUCGGGCUAUAUCCUUAUCCUUAUGCCUCAGUAUUGUAUAUAGGGAGUUAACUUAUUACAUCAGGAGCUACUGAUAAAAACUCAUAAAAAUUGUGCAAUUCAGAGUUAUUUUGAAAAUAAAAUGCUGUUUCUCACA
Molecule: messenger RNA, 2273 nt
Organism: Telopea speciosissima
Lineage: Eukaryota; Viridiplantae; Streptophyta; Magnoliopsida; Proteales; Proteaceae
Product: E3 ubiquitin protein ligase RIN2-like
Exons: 12
Coding region: 200-1960 (586 amino acids)
Biological process (GO): ubiquitin-dependent protein catabolic process; protein ubiquitination; positive regulation of plant-type hypersensitive response
Cellular component (GO): cytosol; ubiquitin ligase complex; plasma membrane
Molecular function (GO): ubiquitin protein ligase activity; ubiquitin binding
Source: RefSeq, a predicted model, not a curated record